AUGUUAUUCAAGCAUGUGUCCCAACAAAACCACCUCGCACUUAAUUUAUUUGCUUUGAAUUUUUUACGUCAGCAGUGUUCACUUGAUUUAUGCCAGUCUUCAUUAUCAACUCCUAGUGGGUCAUGUAUUCAAGAAGAUUCUUCGUAUGCUGCAAGCCAUGCUAUUAUCUCAGGAACUUCCACUAUUACCGUUAAUACAGUUGCGAAAUUUUUUAUCUGUAAUAAUAUACCGUAUCAACAUUGCAAAUUGUCAACAGUAGUUGGAAUCAAUCACAAUACUGACCAUUUGGGUAGAAAAAGUAAGAUUGGUUUUGAGGAAGGAUCAUCGUUUACACAACGCAUCGCUACCAAUAGCAACUUGCAAUAUCAGUAUUUGAGCGAGAGGGUAACGGGAAGCUCCAGAAAUAACCGAUUGAAUUUUGAUGAAAAUGAUCACGUUGUACUGCAGAAGUUUAAAGAUCAAGUAUGGAAUCCAUAUUUUAAGCAAAUUUAUGGGGAUGCCAAGAAUUGGAUGACAAUCAACCAAAGUGAUACAUCACGUCAAAGUUCCGUUUCUGUGACGCCUGUCUCUUGUUAUGAAGGAAAUAGUGUUGAUGGAAAAAGUUAUAGCAGCAGCAAAAUUCCAGUAAUGAUCAUGAGGUCGGAAACGAUAGCACCGCAGUGUUUCCAAUCUUCUAAAAACUGCAAUUUGUUCACUCGGUCUUUUUCAACAGUUAUAACGGGAAUCAGUGAUCUAACGAAUUCACUUAUGAUGGAAGGAUCUUGUGAAAGAUUAGCAAAUGGUCUUAAAGAAACUCCCUUCAACAUCUCGAAACAAUUAUUAGAGCGAUGUGCAUUCUGGAGACAACCAAGCAUAUCAUCAUCAUACACGUCUAGUUGUCAUGAAGAAGUUAUAAAGUUGGCAAGAUAUUCUGAGUCAACAAAACCACCGGAAGUGCAUACUCACGGUUAG
Molecule: messenger RNA, 951 nt
Organism: Cercopithifilaria johnstoni
Lineage: Eukaryota; Metazoa; Nematoda; Chromadorea; Rhabditida; Onchocercidae
Source: the annotation of a GenBank genome assembly